AUGAUGGUAUCGACCACAAACGAAGCCGCGUCUCAAAAAAUCCCAACCACGACGAUUAAUAUUUCGGGAUUAUUCAAUCCAGGCGAUGCGGACACCACAGAAAAGGCCGUUCUCCUGUCGGAACUCGUCGCGCGGAAAGCGCGGGCCGUGGAAGCGAGGCGGCACGCGCUCGCGCUGCUCCGCGAGUUCCGGUCGCUCAACGACAGCAUCAACGACGCGAACGGGAAGAUUCAGGACGCGCUGCGAGCGCGGGAGAAGCUCAAGCUGACUUCAGCGCGCCUCGAGCAGCAGCGGAAAGUCAUCGACGAGCUUUCCGCGAUGGUCGACGAAACCGCUCAGCGGAUGUACGAGCGCGACUCGGAGGACGUCCGGCUGUCUGUCGUAGCAGCGGGCGAGGCGAAACUCGUCGCCCAGCGGGUGUUUGCGAAGCUCGCACGGAAGGUGCUGCGACUGCGCGACAAAGUGGCGUCGUACAGCAUCGCGGUGACGUGUCGCGACGAGAUAGUUAAAGCAUGGCAGCAGCGGCUUCCGCAGGCGACGGAAGCGGAGAAAAUCACCAACGCGACGUUGCGAGAUUAUCUCGCGGUGUUCAAACGCGCGAUGAAAUCCUUCCCUGAAGCGGAGCGCGCCAUCCUCGGAAUCGUGCAAACGCCGUCCUCAACGAGCCGGAAUGAAACUCGUGGCGCGCCACGAGUCGCUUUGGGUUCAGUCGCAGAUGGCGCGGAGAAUGGUGGCGGAAACAAUAAUAACGAACAGGCCAAUAACGCGUCGGAGUAUUCAGGUGACAACCCUUCAUCCAACGGGCUUCCAUACAGUCAGAAGAAGAAUCGUACGGUGCGGCUUAGGAGCAGCAGCGACGACCCUUAUCUUGCGGAAGUCGAAGCUCCCCAUGGGGAAGGGUGGGCAAAUGCUGAAAACGGAUCCGAAGAUGAGAUUUCACGGGAGAAGCUGCGCAAGUCGAGCGAAGCUGCGGAGAAGAUUGCAUCGGCAGACGCAGAGGAGACUGUGGCUCGGGGAUUGCUGGAGAGCCUCCGAGCUGAAAGUCGGGCAUCAGAGGAGAUAAAGAGCUUGAGGAGACUGCGUGACGAGCUGGAAUUUGCGGAAGGCGAUGCGGAGUUUGCGGCUUCCCAGGUGAAGGAAGGCGAGAAAGACGUGGAGCAGGCGAAAGCUGAGCUGGCGGACGCACGGAAAAUGGCCGAGGAACAGGCGAGGAUUUUGCACGAGGCGGAGGAAGAUUUGCGGAGAGCCAUGAGUGUUGAGGCGGCGACGCAGACCUUGCAAGCACGGAUUCGGCGAGAGGAGGCUGAACGGGUGAAGGCUCAGGCGGAGAGAUUGGCAGGAGCAAUGCGCCAGAAGGUGCAACGAGCUGAGGCGUUAGUUUUGGAAAGAUUGCCAGGUUUGAAAGAUGCAAUGGCGGAGAGGGAAAGGCUAGCAAAUAAAGUUGCAGGGUUGAAAGCUAGUGUGAAGGAAUUAGAGGAGAGGUAUGGGGAGGGUGAGUCAGCAGCUAAGGAGGCUGUUAGGCUCAUAAAGCUGCUCAUGCCGGUUGUGACUGCUAAGCAUGAGGAAGCUCACGCUGCUAAGCAGGCUUGGGGCAGAUUCCUGACCCUCGAGAAUGCCUAG
This is a messenger RNA of Closterium sp. Yama58-4, 1620 nucleotides long. The record is from the annotation of a GenBank genome assembly. Lineage: Eukaryota; Viridiplantae; Streptophyta; Zygnematophyceae; Desmidiales; Closteriaceae.